AUCCAUCUGCUGCAACCAUGGCUGCCAAGGAUCAUGUUAAUGAGAUGAAGGAACUUACGAGCGGCGUGACUGAAUUGAUUGGUGAGUUUUGGAAUGGUUUAGAGGAUCUGUCACCAGCGGGAUCCAGCGAUCCGGGUCAUCUUCUUGAUCAACUUCCCCUGGAAGCUCCUCAACAUCCUGAUAAAUGGCAAGAUCUAUUGGAUGAUGUCAGGAAGAUGAUCAUUCCAAACAUGCCUCACCUAUCGAGUCCUAAUUACCAUGGAUAUGUGGAGAUUGGAACAUCUGCUCCGUGUGUGGCCGCAGCCCAACUUAUCGCUGCUUUGACCUCGCCAACAUGUACUUGGCACGUGAAUGGAACUGGAACAGAGCUUGAGAUGCGAAUGACAGAUUGGUUGGGUAGAAUGCUGGGACUACCUGAUCAAUUUCUAUUCAGUUCAGGCAUAGGCAAUGGCGGAGGUGUUAUACAGGAGAGUGCGAGUGGCAGUUGUAUUUUGAUGCUUGUUGCUGCAAAGAGACGUGCCCUUGACAAACUGCGUCAGACAGAUAGAGAUUUAGAUCCAUAUGAUGUCUCGUCUAAGUUCGUUGCUUUAAUGAGCGACCAGGCUCAUUCUAGUAUCGAACGUUCUGGGUUUGUAGCUGGGAUUCGAACCCACAUCCUACCAACCGAUGAGACAGGAUCACUCAGAGCUCAGGCUCUUCUUGAUGGCAUAGCUAAAGUCAAAUCACUAGGAAGGAUACCCAUUUUUCUCGGUGUUACCCUAGGGUCGACAACAACUUUGGCUUUCGACGCUCUCGCAGAAUUGGCUCCUAUAUGUCAUGAUGAGGGAAUAUGGGUCCAUGUAGAUGCUGCCAUUGCUGGCUCUGCCUUUCUUUGUCCUGAAUUCAGAUAUCUGAUGGCUGGGAUUGAGCUUGCGGAUUCUUUCAACUGCGGACCGCAUAAGACAAUGUUAGUGACGAUGAGCUGUUCAGUUCUUUGGGUCAAAGACAGAACAACUGUUGAGAGCUCACUAGCCAUUGAUCCUCCGUACCUUGAUUAUCAUCCAGAAAAACCUCACGUGGAUUACAGGGUAAGAGUGAUACUGUAUUGGUCGUAA
Molecule: messenger RNA, 1094 nt
Organism: Lytechinus variegatus (green sea urchin)
Lineage: Eukaryota; Metazoa; Echinodermata; Echinoidea; Temnopleuroida; Toxopneustidae
Product: aromatic-L-amino-acid decarboxylase-like
Exons: 8
Coding region: 18-1094 (358 amino acids)
Biological process (GO): serotonin biosynthetic process; catecholamine metabolic process; amino acid metabolic process
Molecular function (GO): aromatic-L-amino-acid decarboxylase activity; pyridoxal phosphate binding
Source: RefSeq, a predicted model, not a curated record